CUAUAUAAAUAAUAAGCAGUCGAAUAAAAAUAGAACAAGGUAGGAAGGAAAGAAUUCAAAGCAGAAGGCGAGAAAGAAAAGAAAAGAAACUUGCAGUGUAGAUCAGGAGGAGUAGAACAUCUUCGUCAUUUGUCUCUCUCAGAUCUGGUUUCCCUACAUUUCAUUCUCUUCACUCUUUCAAAGCUCUAAAAGCAGUGCCCCCUUUGUCAUUGUUGCAGAGUAUUUCGAGAGUGGAUUUAGAAGGGAAAAAUCCAAACAAAAUGGAGAGGAGCACUCCAGUGAGGAAACCACACGCUUCAACAGCAGAUCUGCUCACUUGGUCCGAAAUUCCUCCCACCGAUUACCCCGCCACCGCCCCACGCUCCACUCGCCCUCACCAGCCGUCGGAUGGGAUCAGAAAAGUGGUGUUCGGAGGUCAAGUGACCGAUGAAGAAUUUGAAAGCUUAAACAAACGGAAACCUUGUUCUGGAUAUAAAAUGAAGGAGAUGACUGGUAGUGGUAUUUUUGCAGCCAAUGGAGAAAAUGAUGAGUCUGAACCAGGUAGUGCCAAUCCCAUUUCAAACAGCAAAACAGGACUACGAAUGUACCAGCAAACCUUAACUGGAAUCAGUCACAUCUCAUUUGCUGAGGAAGAGAGUAUUUCCCCCCAAAAGCCAACUACUCUAACCGAGGUGGCGAAGCAGCGUGAGCUAAGUGGAACACUGGAAAGUGAGGAAGCAAUGUUGAAGAAACAGCUCUCUGAUGCAAAGUGCAAGGAGCUGAGCGGACAUGACAUCUUCGCGCUCCCACCUGAAAUUUUGCCCAGGCCGACAGCCGUACGUGCAUUGGCGUUGAAAGAUAAUUUUAAAAUGGGAGAACCUGAUACACAUAAUUCUGCCGGAGGUAGCAUGUCAAGUGAGGAGGAUGUGGCUAAGACAGCAAAGAAAAUUUAUGAUAAGAAAUUUACUGAGCUAUCAGGAAAUGGCAUAUUUAGGGGUGAUGUUACUCCAGGUUCUGCAGAGAAACCACUCAGCGGGGCAAAACUGCGAGAGAUGAGUGGCAGCAAUAUCUUCGCUGAUGGGAAGGUGGACUCUCGAGUCUACCUCGGUGGUGUACGCAAACCCCCUGGUGGUGAAAGCAGCAUUGCUUUGGUUUAACUUGUUCGGUCUUAAUCAUGGUGUUUUUCUGUUAUCUUCAUUGGGGGCGUGUUUAUAUUAUUUGAGAGUUUCCAUUGUGGGUUCUGGGAAUUAUAUUUUAGGUUUACCAUGUCAACUUGAGCUAUGGGCCUAUGCUAAUAGCUGUGCUCGUCCAUGAGUCCUGUGGGUUUCAGUCCCAUUCCAGUGAAUGU
Hibiscus syriacus is the source of this 1327-nucleotide messenger RNA. RefSeq lists its product as uncharacterized. The transcript is spliced from 6 exons. The record is from RefSeq and is a predicted model, not a curated record. The coding region runs from base 261 to 1136 and encodes 291 amino acids. Lineage: Eukaryota; Viridiplantae; Streptophyta; Magnoliopsida; Malvales; Malvaceae.